Nicotiana attenuata is the source of this 1350-nucleotide messenger RNA. RefSeq lists its product as uncharacterized. NCBI's taxonomy places the organism in Eukaryota, Viridiplantae, Streptophyta, Magnoliopsida, Solanales, Solanaceae. The transcript is spliced from 5 exons. The coding region runs from base 1 to 1350 and encodes 449 amino acids. Gene Ontology annotation, molecular function: zinc ion binding. The record is from RefSeq and is a predicted model, not a curated record.
AUGGAAAUACACAAUGAUAUGGGUUACAGAGUGUAUGUAGAAUUGAAAAAAGAGAACAGAGAAUUUGGGAUGUAUCCUUUGUGUGUAACUACUAUCGAAAAAGUGCUUAUAGACGGAGCAGUUCAAAGGUACGAUUCCGAUACUGAUAAUACACUGGCUAUAGAAUUUGUCAAUUCAGGAGAAGCGAUUGGAGUGUUCGAACUCCACAAGGAUUUGAUAAUUUCAAAAACCAAUCAAAAGGAGGUUAUGGCUGGACAAGUUUAUAAGGAUAAGGUUACAUUGAAAGAGGUGAUGGAGAANUACGCAUUCAUUUGCUUGACUGUUGUUCCCACAUCAGAAUGGGGGUUUGAUCAUUGUAGACCAAUUGUUGUUGUGGAUGGAAGUCACCUAAAAUCUUACUACACCGGGACAUUCGUUUCGGCAAGCACGUUGGAUGGUGCUGGUCAUAUAUUGCCACUAGCAUAUGGUGUUAUUGAUUCAGAGGACGAUUCUGCUUGGACGUGGUUCUUUGAGCAAUUCAAGAUAGCAUACGGUGUAAGGGAAAACAUGUGCAUCGUUUCAGAUAGAAAUGAGAGUAUCAUUAAAUCUGUAUCGAGAGUGUAUCCGGAUGUACCGCAUUUUGCUUGUAUAUGGCAUCUAUGGAACAACGUAUAUAAGAAAUUCAAAAAGAGCCAUGCCAAGUUGAGCGAGAUAUACUUCACGAUGGCAAAAGCAUACACAGAAGCUGAAUUUGACAGUCUAAUGGAGAAGGUGGAGAAGGUAGAUAUUAGGGUGAAAGAAUACUUAGAGUUAGCUGGUUAUAAAAAGUGGGCUAGGUUGUAUGCACCUGUUAACAUGGGAUGGACAAUGACGUCAAAUAUUGCUGAGUCAAUCAAUGCCGCACUAGUUUCAGCAAGGGAGUUGCCAAUAUACGACUUCCUCGAAGAAGUUAGAAAGAUGUUUGGACGUUGGAAUUGUAGUAACUGCAAAGAAGCUACACAGACAUACAAGAUGCUUGGGAAAAAAUACCAGGAGAUGGUGGAGUUGAAUGAGAGAAUGUGUACACGUAUGACGGUGGUACCAUCAAAUGAAUACUUACAUACGGUUAACGAUGGUGGGAGGAAUUAUACAGUCUGCCUGUUAGAGAGAAAAUGUGUUUGUGGGAGGUUCCAAAUUUAUGAAUCGCCAUGCCCACAUGCUUGGGUUGUAUUGAAGAGCAAGUUUCUAAUUCCAGAAGAAUAUUGCUCUAACUAUUACAAACCAAGUACAAUUGUAAUGACAUACGAUGUGCCAGUGUACCCGCUACCGGACAAAAAUGACUGGAAUAUACCAGAACAUGUAGCAGAGGAGGUUGUACUACCACCCAAAUGA